Molecule: messenger RNA, 3249 nt
Organism: Phyllostomus discolor (pale spear-nosed bat)
Lineage: Eukaryota; Metazoa; Chordata; Mammalia; Chiroptera; Phyllostomidae
Gene: MTBP
Product: MDM2 binding protein
Exons: 22
Coding region: 86-2809 (907 amino acids)
Biological process (GO): traversing start control point of mitotic cell cycle; protein localization to kinetochore; regulation of protein ubiquitination
Cellular component (GO): kinetochore
Source: RefSeq, a predicted model, not a curated record
ACUAAGUAAAAGGGAGCCGGAAGUGCGUCAGCCUCGCGCGGCUGUUUUGAUGUGAGCUUUGAAACAGGGGCCCGGCUUGGAGGAGAUGGAUCGGUACCUGCUCCUUGUCAUCUGGGGGGAAGGAAAAGUACCCCAGGCGGCGGCGAGUGGGGAGACGGAGCACCGUCCUGGGUCGCCGACCGCUCCGGGUACCGAGAAGCAGGCAGAUGUAACAGCAGCAAAUGUUUAUCACCUUCUGAAAAGAAGCAUUAGUGCUUCAAUUAAUCCAGAAGACAGUACUUUCCCUGCUUGUUCGGUGGGCGGUGUGCCUGGUUCCAAGAAGUGGUUCUUUGCAGUGCAGGCCAUCUGUGGAUUCUAUCAGUUUUGUAGUUCUGACUGGGAGGAGAUACAUUUUGGUAUGGAAAAAGAUGAAAUUGAAGAUGUUCUUCAAGCAAAUAUUGAAGAAUAUUUGAAUAAUGUUGAGUUUUUCGAGGAAGAAGAUAGCAACAGCAGGGAAUCAUUAUCCUUGGCUGAUCUCUAUGAAGAAUCUGCAGAAAAUUUGCAUCAGUUAUCAGACAAACUUCCUGCUCCCGGCAGAGCCAUGAUAGAUGUAAUGCUGUUGCCCUCUGACAAGGAUCCUCCUAAGUUAAAAGACUGUUUGCCUGCUGUGGGGGCAUUAAAGCAUUUAAAGGAAUGGUAUUCAGCAAAAAUUACUAUGGCAGGAAAUCAUAGUGAAACAAAUUGUCAGAAAAUUGCAGAAUACCUUUCUGCUAAUGUUGUAUCUUUAGAAGAUCUCAGGAAUGCUGUUGACUCAAAGGAAUUAUGGAGGGGAAGAAUUCGGAUAUGGGAAAGAAAGUUCGGAUGUGAAAUUAGUUUUCCUGAAUUUUGUUUGAAGGGAGUCACACCUAAGAGUUUUAGUACGUCUAACUUAAAUACUUGCUUCCUUGACAAAAAGAUAAUACCAUCAAAGGAUAAGACUGUUUUGCCAAAGGUUUUCCAUUAUUAUGGCCCUGCUUUAGAAUUUGUGCAGAUGAUCAAGUUAUCAGAGCUACCCUCCUGCUAUAUGUCAGACAUUGAGUUUGAGUUAGGACUGACAAAAACCAGCACUGAGAAGAAUUCCACGCUGCUGUUGGAGCAGAUUUCUUCCCUGUGUGGCAAGCAGGUCGGUGCACUUUUUGUACUGCCGUGUACUAUCAGUAACACACUCAUUCCGCCUCCCAACCAACUCAGUUCGAGAAAAUGGAAGGAAUAUAUAGCCAAAAAGCCUAAAACAAUCAGCGUUCCAGAUGUUGAAGUGAAAGGAGAGUAUUCUAGCUAUUACCUCUUGUUACAAGGCAGUGACAGCAGAAAAUGCAAAGCCACGCUGAUCCACUCCGCAAACCAGAUCAAUGGCGCGUUCGCCCUCAGCGUAAUUCACGGAAGGGUGACGGCGAGGACGGAAGAAACCCAAACGAGCUUUCCUUUUGACUUCAUGUCACUUCCACAUUUUUCUGGGGAGCAGCUUAUACAGAGAGAGAAGCAGAUAGCUAACGUUCAAGCUUUGGCUUUGAAAGAAUGUCUGAAAAGGAGGAAGUUGGCAGGGCAGCCGGAAGUGCUGUCUGUUGCUGAGUUCAAACAUCUGUUAACACUCACAAGGGAACGCUUUCUAGAUCAUUUUGAUGCUGUUAUUCCUAAAACAGUCAUAAGAAAAACAGACAAAGUUAAUACCUCCAGUCCAUUAAAGGACCCCGGUCCUAUGGAACCUAGUUCUUCAUGUCUAAUGGAAACCAAUCCUCUGGAAUGGCCAGAAAGGCAUGCCCUUCAAAAUUUGGAAACAUUUGAAAAAGCUAAACAAAAAAUAAGAGCUGGUUCGUUGCCUCGUUCAUCCGAACAGUUGCUGGGCCACAAAGAGGGUGCGCGGGACUCGAUCACACUAUUGGAUGCUAAAGAGUUGCUGAAAUUCUUUACCUCGGAUGGAUUACCAGUGGGAGACCUUCAACCUUUACAGGUUCAAAAGGGGGAAAAGACUUUUGUCCUGACCCCCGAACUUAGUCCUCGGAAACUUCGAGUUUUACCUUUUGAAAAAGCCUCGGUGUGUCAUUAUCAUGGAAUUGAAUACUGCUUGGAUGACCGGAAAUCUUUAGAAAGAGAUGGGGGGUUUUCUGAGCUUCAGUCUCGCCUUAUUCGUUAUGAAACCCAGACAACCUGCACCAGAGAGAGUGUCCCAGUGCCCACGAUGCUGAGCCCCCUUCCGUCGCCCGCGGUUUUGUCCGACCCUGGCAGUGUCCCCGAUGGAGAAGCCGUGCAGAGUGAACUUCUGGCCGAAGCUUCCCGACUGAAAAGGAGAUCAAAAGAUCCGCAUUGCCUCAAUCCCAAAAAAAGACUUGUGAAGUCUGAAAGUUCAGAUUCUCUUCUUUCUCAGAUGAGUGGCAAUGCAGAUCAUCACCACCGUGCAGUGACAUCCAAAAAGCCACGGGGGGAGAGAGCAUUACCUCUGACUGGUCCCUCAGUUCCGGUUCACAGCUGUGAAACUUCCAAAGUCACUACAAAGGCCAGUGCAGGUCAAGCACAAGUGCGUGAAUCCAAAACACCAAGGCAGAUCAAGGAAUCGAGAUCACAGAAACAUACCCGGAUGUUGAAAGACGUGGUUACUAAAACCCUGCGGAAGCACAGAAUUACGGAGUCCCACGAAUGUUUCGCCGCCUGCAGUGAGCGUCUCUUCGAGAUCUCCAAGUACUACCUAAAGGAUCUUAAAAAUUCAAGGGGUCUAUCAGAGGAAAUGAAGAAAACCGCAAACAAAAAUGUGCUACAGGUGAUUGAGUGGGUGUUAGAAAAGACAAGCAAGAAAUAGCAGAAUCGUUCUCUUUGGACACUUGUUAAUUGCGGGGAGCUACUACUUCACUGCUUCCUCCCUGAGGUUGAACAUUAUAAACAAAUUUCAAACUUUAUUCAAAGAAGAGAUGUUACAUCUCUAAAGAAUUUCAUAAAGAUCCCAUAUUUAUGUAGUUUUGAGAAUGCCCAGUUAACGUAUUUUUAAUUCUGUACAUAUUUUAUAGUUUCCUAUUUUAAUUGUUUAAGUUAAUAUUUUUAUAUGUUUUUAAAAUUUUACUCUCGGUUAUUUAAUUAUUUCAAUAAAUAGAAAAAGCAAUUUCUUUACUUCUUGGUAAAUGCCUUUGUUGCUAGAUCUAUUUAAAUUACUGAGCCUCAAAUAAGAGAGUGCAAAUGACUUUUCUUGUGUAUUUUAACAGCGUAAUUGAUCAGAUUGCUCCCGAUUUAGAAAAUAUCGGCAAA